Molecule: messenger RNA, 840 nt
Organism: Hevea brasiliensis (rubber tree)
Lineage: Eukaryota; Viridiplantae; Streptophyta; Magnoliopsida; Malpighiales; Euphorbiaceae
Product: protein NOI4
Exons: 3
Coding region: 295-519 (74 amino acids)
Source: RefSeq, a predicted model, not a curated record
AAUUUUUUUUGGCGACAAAGAGGCGAUCCAUCGGGAAGGAAACUAGGCAGUGGAUUGGGGCGUGUCAAUGACGGGCGAUCCUGAAAUGCGUUACCAUAACUAACAAAACAGAAAUGGAAAACGGAGCAACCCUCUCUCUCGUUGCCUAAAAAUCCGCUCAGCUCCUCUUCCCUUUCUCUAUAAAAGUUUCUCUCUCUAAUUUCCUGAAUCUCCACUAGCCUCCCCCAUUCUCCCUCUCACACACACACCAAACAUCCGAUCCUUGGAAGUGGAAGCUCCUGUAAUCUUCCUUUCAUGGCGUCGGAUAAAGGCAGGCCCUUGCCCAAGUUUGGUGAGUGGGAUGUAAACAACCCUGCCUCAGCUGAAGGAUUUACUGUCAUAUUUAACAAGGCAAGAGAUGAGAAGAAGACCAAAAAUGCCACUGCAAAAAUCACGUCCCCAAAAAGAAAUGAUGCUGUGCAAAACAACAAUGAUUCUUAUCAGAAUCCUCCUAAGUGGAAAUGGCUUUGCUGUGGUUGAAUCAUAUUGUAAUUGGAAGCUAGAGCCUAGAAGUGACCUAUGAAGUAAUUUCAUGUGGGGAUUUGGGUUCCCCCACAUGAAUGUGCCGGGCGUACUAGUGGAGCAAUUGUAGCCUUCCUCCCUCAUAUCGCUUGGGCUUUUAAGUUAUUUUUUGUUUUAAAUAUUUCUUAUUCUUUUGAUAUAUAAUGAUGAAAGAGAGAGAAAUGGACAUAAAAAUUGUAUAAUAUUGUUUGUUACGUAGAGAUUACCAGUGUCCUCUCUUGUUGGUUCUCAUAGAGAGAACAUCUUUUUAUUAUAUUCAUCAAAGAGAUCAUUUUAGUA